GAAAAAUAAAAAUUGAUCCCACUUCAACUGUAUCAACUUAUACUAAUUACAAAGGCAUACUUUAUUAUACAAAAAAGCAUGUAUCAUCACUUUGCAAUAACUUUUUAAAGUUUCACUAGUGUCACAUGCAUUUUCUAUAAAACUAUCUUCUUGUACCUUUCACAACUAAUGAAUUAUGAUCGCCAUCUCUCACCCGGUGCCGGUAGCAUGGCUAAUAAUAAGAGCAAAGUCGAGCCAAAAACUCACGAAGAAGAUCUUCGGUCUAAGGGAUCACCGACACCUACUAUAGGCUAUAAUAAGAAGAGUCGAUGAACAUGUUUGGAAGAGAAAAGAGAUCAAGAUUUUGACCGACUUGAAAACGUAAGUGUGGUCAACGGCAACCACAAUGGAUAAUAGUCGAACAUCAUGUGUCUUUCUCUUUGACCGGGCAACUUCGGAACCUUUGGCAAUGUUUCUCUCUAUUUUUAGGUUUUGUUAUUGUUGAUCUUUCUAUAAUCUAUUUGUAGUAGGUCUUGUUGUUAUUUCGAUUGAACGGAACAUUAUCCUCGUUUACACUAAUGUUUUUUUUUUACGAGCUGAGCAACACAUAUAUUUGCUCUGCAUAAGAAAAAGCUUUAAACUCGAUCAAACGCACUCUUGACGGAAGGUGAAAACACAGCACAGAAGAACACCAAAGUUCUUUGUUUUGGUUAUAAUUUUAUCUGCUUGAUCACGUUUCUUGUUACAUGAACACAAUUGAGAAAAGAAAGAGAAAGAAGCUCCCACUUUGCUCUGUU
Messenger RNA from Arabidopsis thaliana (thale cress), 776 nucleotides. RefSeq lists its product as uncharacterized. Bases 169 to 312 code for a protein of 47 amino acids. The record is from RefSeq and is marked reviewed. The transcript is spliced from 2 exons. NCBI's taxonomy places the organism in Eukaryota, Viridiplantae, Streptophyta, Magnoliopsida, Brassicales, Brassicaceae.